UACAGUAGUUUGUUGAUAGCCCGGCCCGUGAACGGAACGCACACGGACGGAUCCAAUCGAAUCGAAUCGGUACGGAACGAAAAGUGGAAUCAGCGGAAGAUCGACGUGAAUACAAUAUAUAUGGUGCGGAUGGGUGCCAAACAAGAGCAAUUGGAGCAAUAGACUGAGAAAAUAGAUACUCUGCUGAGCCAGCCGCAUAUUUAGAUUGCAGGGUCCCAGAGUUCUUAGGUAACCAGAUACAUCACAGCCGGACUGCUCUACUGCUCUAAUCAAAAACGGCAGAACCGCCGUAUCAGCAGAACCGUCGGAAAGCAGAGCCCGGAAAAUGUGAAGCUUUCGUGUCAGUUGUCCAGUCGCUCCAGUGCAGUUAGCCCAGUGUGAGUGCUCCUCCCAGUGUGAUCCCGCUCUCCGUCCGGCCAACAACAAGUCGGUUCCUACGGUGUUAACAAGUGGUUGACAAUGCGGCCGAUACGUUAACUGGAAAUGGAUCCGAUGCCUUCUGAUUUGCGGUCUGUCUCUGGCCUCAUCUGGCUAUUGAUUCUCAUUUGUUUCUGCGGCUUGGAACUAUCCAGUGGCUUCUUCGUGGACUAUACAGAAAACACAGAACUGAUACAACAAAGAGCCGGCUUCGACGUCAAGCUGCAGUGCAAUCUGAAGGGACUGGUGGACGACAGCAAGCUCGCGGACAUCAAGAUACAUUGGUACUUCAAGCAAUGUAGCAACAAUAACUGCCACAAGCUGGAGUCGAUCGACGACUGGACGGCUCUCCCUUGUGAGCCGAGUCUGUGUCGGCCGGAACUGUGGCUUAGAAAUGUCACGGAGCGAUAUUCCGGACUCUACAAGUGCAGCAUAAAUCCUCACAUCCUGGAUGAAACUCAAUCGGUGGAUGUGCAGCUGGUUCGCACCUACCAAUUGGAUGUAAAAAACACUUCUCUGGCGGCUCCUGAAUUCGUGGACUCGUAUCCUAGCAACCAAACGGCAUUUCUGGGCGGUCAGGUGGUGUUCCAGUGCCGAGUCCACAGCGAGGAGCAUCCCACAAUCAAGUGGUUCCGGCGGCACAGCUACGUGGGAGCCCAGGCGGUAGGAGAGGGCUCCCCAGGCGGAGCCAGUGCCUCAAAUUUCAGCACACACAUCGUGCGCUACAAUGGCCGCACCUACGAGCUGCUCUCCACGGCAUCUGAGAAGCUGAUGGGACCGCAGCUGUAUCUCAGCAAGCUAAUUCUGGACGGAGUGCGUCUGAGGGAUGCCGGGCACUAUGCCUGCGUGGCCAUCAGCUACAGGGGCCACAAGAUCCGAGAAGCCUUCCUCCAAGUCCAGCCCAUACAGACCGACUCCGACAUGGAGAAGGAGUACUGGCUGGACUACGACGAUAGUGAGGAUGGGAUUCCAGCCAGUGACCCGAGGGAGUUCCUCCUAUUAUUCCUAAUGCCCCUGGGUCUGGCACUUCUGCCCCUGACCGUCUGGCUCACCUACCUGUUGUACAAACGCUGCUCGGUGGGGCACGGUGACUGCCAGAGGAUAGACUCCGACGAGGACCUGGACACCGAGCGGUGUGUCCUCGGCGGAAACUGAAAGCAGCUGAAAAUCCACGCGUUAUACGCUUAUUAUGUUUAGGAGUAAAGACUGUCCGUAGGCUAGAACCAAAAUAGAGUAAAUAAGUAGCUCCAUAAUAAGACGAUGUUUUCCAACUUGCAUAUAAAAUAUAUAUUUGCUUACUCGCAAA
Drosophila ananassae is the source of this 1723-nucleotide messenger RNA. RefSeq names its product fibroblast growth factor receptor 2. The record is from RefSeq and is a predicted model, not a curated record. The transcript is spliced from 5 exons. Lineage: Eukaryota; Metazoa; Arthropoda; Insecta; Diptera; Drosophilidae. The coding region runs from base 484 to 1572 and encodes 362 amino acids. Gene Ontology annotation, cellular component: neuron projection.